Messenger RNA from Dichomitus squalens LYAD-421 SS1, 1125 nucleotides. RefSeq lists its product as uncharacterized. Lineage: Eukaryota; Fungi; Basidiomycota; Agaricomycetes; Polyporales; Polyporaceae. The transcript is spliced from 6 exons. The annotation marks the transcript as partial. The record is from RefSeq and is a predicted model, not a curated record.
GCAUCAGAGCUCGCGGUAUGGGCCAACCUCUUCUCCGGGAAGUGGGGGGCACGGCUCGUCCGCGAGUGGACCCAGGCAUGGGUGAGGACAAGGACGCUGCCUGAGUCCGAGCGCGGGAGGCAUACCAAGGUCGUGUCGCUUCUGAGCGAUCCCACGGUGCGCGCGGCGGUACACACUUAUCUUCGCUCCGAAAAAUGGAGCCAGAACCUAUUGAAGCUGCAAAAAAUGGGAAUGGGCGGCAAAAAGGGGCAUCUGUCCAACGUCCGUGACACCCGCAAGUAUCGCCGUGUCCUGGAGUCUGAAGAGAUGCCCGAUGGCUUGAAGAAAUUUGUUGCGUCCAAAAUUCUCCCUCGAUACCACCUGAAACCUGGUCGCAUGGGACUUUCCUGCUCGUCCAUGCGCCUUGGCGCGGCUCAUGAUGGCAAGCAGUAUAGUUGGCUACUGCAUGGCGAGUCCUUUUUGAAGAAAAAGGGACCUGGCCGCGGGUUACACCAGAGUGAUUUCAUCUGCUCAACGGUCGGCUGGCUUGCUAAUGCCAGUGUCACACUGGAAUACGGCAAGAAUCAUGAUGGGUUCUGGAACGGUGAAAUGUUUUGUAAACAGCUUAUCGAGAAGUUCUUUCCGGCAUUCGAAGCAGCUCAUGGACCGGGUCAUAUUGCUGUCAUUUUUGUCGACAACUCCCAGGGCCACUCAUGUUAUGCGCCUGAUGCCCUGCGUGCAUCAAAAAUGAAUCUCAAUCCGGGAGGUGUACAGCCAUGUAUGCGAGAUGGCUGGUAUGACCGGGAUGGUCGGAGGGUCACACAGACCAUGGUCUUUCCAGCAGAUCAUCCAGACCACCCAAACCAGCCAAAGGGGAUAAAGGCUGUCCUCAUGGAGCGUGGACUCUGGCAACACUGCGAUUACACCUUCGACACUCUCCGGGAGAACAUGCCGAAAGCCUUGUGGUCUGUUUCAGUGGAACUGAUCCGGAAAUGGGAACAUUGUGCAUGGAGAUUCAUUGACGCAUACACUGAGGGUCUGGGAGCUCAUGAGGCGCAGAAGAAAGUUAAGGAGUUCAGUUCCCGUAGGUAUAAGUCUCACCGUCGUGUACCGGAACAGCUGGCGCAAGCAAUGGACAUUGCAUAA